This is a messenger RNA of Vidua macroura (Pin-tailed whydah), 746 nucleotides long. RefSeq names its product serine/threonine-protein kinase LMTK3-like. Bases 226 to 561 code for a protein of 111 amino acids. NCBI's taxonomy places the organism in Eukaryota, Metazoa, Chordata, Aves, Passeriformes, Viduidae. The transcript is spliced from 4 exons. The record is from RefSeq and is a predicted model, not a curated record.
ACCACCACUGACCACCACCGCUGCUGUCCACCACCACGCCUCGAGGAGUUCCUGCUCUGCAGCCACCAGCGGCGAGGGUCCCUCAGCCCUCGACUCCACCGGAGGGCUCGGCAGAGCCCGGUUCGGUUCCAGGCUCAUCCCGGGCCGCCCUAUCGAGGGGCCGCCGGCUCGGAACAACCCCCGGGCCCCGCCGCUCCGUCGCUGAUCGUUGAUCUCCCCCUGAGGAUGAAGAACCGACCGGUGCUGGCCGUGCUGCUCUUCCUGGCGCUGCCGCUCGCCCUCGCCCGCCGCGCCCCCGCCGCCCCGCCGGGCCCCGCGCUGGGGAUGCCCGUCCCGGAGCCGCUGCCGUGGAGCGCCCGCGGCAGCCCCGGGGCCGCCGCCGCCGCGCUGGAGCUGCUGCGGGAGGAGGGCGCCGGAGACAUGCACGAUUUCUUCGUGGGGCUCAUGGGGAAGCGAGCAGCGGAGCCCGGGCGAGCAGCGGGGCGGGGGGGCGGCGGCCCGGCCCCCCGGUGUUCCCCGGGACCCCCCGCGCCCGGCGAGGCCCCGCUGCGGGCGGCCUGAGCGGCGGAACGAGCCCCCCACGCGCGGAGGGGCCCGGGCGGGGUUGUGCCCCGUGUCCCGGGGACGGUGGGACCGACUGCGGGAGCGUCCCGGGCGCCGGCGCCCACGGAGCUGUCGUGGGAGCCGCCGGGAGCGCGGCCGUCCCGCCCCACGCGCGCGUGUCCGUGCACCUGUGUACACCUGGA